This is a messenger RNA of Babjeviella inositovora NRRL Y-12698, 1038 nucleotides long. RefSeq lists its product as uncharacterized. Gene Ontology annotation, cellular component: cytoplasm. The record is from RefSeq and is a predicted model, not a curated record. The transcript has a single exon. The annotation marks the transcript as partial. NCBI's taxonomy places the organism in Eukaryota, Fungi, Ascomycota, Pichiomycetes, Serinales.
AAGGUCCCCAUCACAAUAAUUUCCGGCUACUUGGGUAGUGGAAAAUCCACCUUACUCGAUCAUAUUGCUUUGCGCAACAGCAACACCGGGAAGAAGUUUGCCAUUAUCGUAAACGAGUUUGGCAACUCCUCAUUAAUCGAAAAAUCCAAAUCCUUCAAAAUCACCGCGGGCACCGAAUCCUAUGACGAAUGGCUCGACCUCGGCAACGGGUGCUUGUGCUGUUCGGUGAAGGAUACGGGGGUGGCGGCCAUCGAGAACCUCUUGAGCCAGGAAAAAAAGUUUGACUACGUUUUAUUGGAGACCAGCGGCGUGGCGGACCCCGGACCCAUCGCCAAUAUGUUCUGGCUUGACGAUGGGCUCAAGUCGAAUGUUUAUAUAGAUGGUGUGGUGGUGGUGGUUGAUGCCAAGAAUAUUCUUGAUUGCUUGAGUGAUACCGACGGGCAGUGGCACAGGUCUAAUAAACAUAUAGGGGAAGAAGCAGAACCGGUUGAUGACGAUGGUGUUUCCAUGGCUCAUGUCCAGAUUUCCUUUGCGGAUGUUAUCUUGUUGAACAAGAUUGACUUAUUGGAGACUGAGCCAGACUACGACAUCAAGUUAGAAACGAUUAAAACCCACCUCCGCAAGCUCAACGGGUUAGCACAGAUCCAUGAAACCCGCUUCGGUGAGCUAGACAACUUGGACAAGAUUUUGAACUUGAACGCCUUCACCCAGGCGAAGCUUCCAAAGGAGAUUGCUCGCACCCAUCACGAUGAACGCAUCGCCACUAUCAGCUUCCAGUUUAACAGGAUCCCGGCAGCCAAGGUGCCACAGAUUGAGGCCUGUCUCCAGCACUUGCUCUGGGAGCAUCCAGACUUGGAUGGCUCCGGCAAAGAGUGGGAAAUCUACCGUACCAAGGGGUUGGUGAUCGUGGAGGGAGAAGAGGAUACGUGGAAGAUCAUCCAGGGGGUUAGGGGGACAUAUGAUAUAAUGGAGGGGGCUAAUUUGGAGGCGGAAUCCGACGGAAAGAGUGUCGUGGUGUUUAUUGGAAAGCAUUUGAGU